CGUAGCACAAAUUAGAAGCAUUAAAGGCCCAAAAUGAAGAAGAAGAAGAAGAGGGUGUGUGUCUCCGUGCUCCAAGAUCCACAGCAACCAUGAACAACGGCGACCAGAGACGUUUAAACGGCGAACUUGAAGAAGACGAGGAAGACGAAGAGAACAACGAUGGCCUCGCCGCUUGGGAAAGAGCUUACGCCGACGAGCGCUCCUGGGAGUCACUGCAAGAGGACGAGUCUGGGCUUCUUCGCCCCAUUGACAACCAGAGCCUCCAACACGCCCAGUACCGCCGCCGCCUCCGCGCCGCCAGCACCACUCGGAUACAAAAGGGUCUCAUUCGCUAUCUUUAUAUCGUUAUCGACCUCUCCAAGGCAGCUUCAGAAAUGGAUUUUCGACCUAGCCGAAUGGGUGUCGUUGCGAAGCAUGUUGAGGCUUUCAUUAGAGAGUAUUUCUACCAGAAUCCGCUCAGUCAAGUAGGCCUUGUGACUAUAAAAGAUGGGGUUGCUCAUAUCUUAACGGAUCUCGGUGGGAGUCCUGAGUCUCAUGUUAAAGCUCUGAUGGGUAAACUGGAAUGCUCAGGCGAUGCGUCCCUGCAGAAUGCACUGGAUCUUGUUCAAGGGUAUCUGAAUCAGAUUCCAUCCUAUGGUCACAGGGAAGUUCUGAUCAUGUAUUCAGCGCUCAGCACCUGUGAUCCAGGUGAUAUAAUGGAAACUAUUCAGAAAUGUAAGAAAUCUAAAAUUAGAUGCUCAGUUAUUGGUCUCUCAGCAGAAAUUUUCAUAUGCAAACAUCUGUGCCAAGAAACUGGUGGCUCCUAUUAUAUCGCAUUGGAUGAGUCACACUUAAAAGACUUGAUAUUGGAACAUGCACCUCCACCUCCAGCAAUAGCAGAGUUUGCAAUUGCUAAUUUGAUAAAGAUGGGUUUUCCACAAAGAGCAGCAGAGAGCUCUGUGGCAAUUUGCUCAUGUCACAAGGAGGCGAAGGUCGGAGAUGGAUACACUUGUCCAAGAUGUAAAGCACGGGUAUGUGAGCUACCUACCGAAUGUCGCAUUUGUGGGUUGACACUCAUUUCCUCACCUCAUUUGGCAAGGUCUUAUCAUCAUCUGUUCCCAAUUGUACCAUUUGAUGAGGUCUCUCUGUCACUAUUCAUUGAUCAACAAAACAAAUUACCUAAAGCUUGUUUUGGCUGCCAACAAAGUCUUCUCGGUCUGGGAAACAAACCUGGCCUUCGUGUUUCUUGUCCAAAAUGCAAGCAGCACUUCUGCCUUGAUUGUGACAUUUAUAUUCAUGAGAGCUUGCAUAACUGCCCAGGUUGUGACAGUACCAGGCAUUCCAAGAUACCGACUGCUAAUGAAGGAGGAUAAAGUACUGCUAACAUGGAGGCAGCUCAUGAUUGUUUGUGGUACCAACACUAAUGUGGAGGAUAAUUACUGCCAUAGCUGUACAAGAAACCAAGGACUAUUUUUUUCCCCCAUACAGCUAUAGUUUGGCUUUUCUUGGUGGAAACUUAAUACAAGAGGGAUGCAAGUAUGGAAAUGCGGGUAUAGGCUCAGUCAUAUGGAUCUGAUUCGUACCUGUAGUAGUUUGACAAGAUAUGCCAUCUUAGUCUAGACUGCUUUGUUUUCUCUUGAAAUUGAUUGACAUAUUUUCGCCUCUCAAUGUGUCGGUAACUUCUUAGAUAAUGUUCUAUUUGACUCGAUCUGAAGAAGUUGAACCUCUAUUGUGAGACAUCAGGAGUCAGUUUAACACAACUUUUGGGGUUUCUUUAGACA
Molecule: messenger RNA, 1760 nt
Organism: Rosa rugosa (rugosa rose)
Lineage: Eukaryota; Viridiplantae; Streptophyta; Magnoliopsida; Rosales; Rosaceae
Product: general transcription factor IIH subunit 2
Exons: 4
Coding region: 90-1352 (420 amino acids)
Biological process (GO): regulation of transcription by RNA polymerase II; DNA-templated transcription; nucleotide-excision repair
Cellular component (GO): transcription factor TFIIH core complex; transcription factor TFIIH holo complex
Molecular function (GO): zinc ion binding
Source: RefSeq, a predicted model, not a curated record